Numida meleagris (helmeted guineafowl) is the source of this 2331-nucleotide messenger RNA. It is a transcript of the gene KLHDC1, whose product is annotated as kelch domain containing 1. NCBI's taxonomy places the organism in Eukaryota, Metazoa, Chordata, Aves, Galliformes, Numididae. The transcript has 13 exons. The coding region runs from base 371 to 1585 and encodes 404 amino acids. Gene Ontology annotation, molecular function: protein binding. The record is from RefSeq and is a predicted model, not a curated record.
UCAUCCUAGGCCACCUCCCACACUGAGCUCUGCCUCAGACCCUCCCUUUCAACUCUUGCACUGGGUUUGCAUUCAGGUAUCCUCUUCUCAGCACUCUUCCGUGUUCCUCGUGCUUUUACUGUCAGCUUUCAGGCCUCAAAUCCAACCCUCCGUGUGCCUCAAACAAACCCAGCUAAGCACAACCCCGCUCCGCCUGCAGCGCCGGGGGCAGAGGGCAGCCCGCCGCCGCCCCACCCUUUGGACCCUCCUCGCUUCCCGUCCGCCUGAGGGGAGCGAGCGGCGCCGAGCCGCAGCCUCUCCCGGAGGAGGCGUUGGCGGGGCGCGAGCACUGAGGCACGCGGGCUGCUUCCUCCUACUCCUCCUCCCUAAGAUGGCGGCAGACUCCGCGGAGCAGUUCUGCGUGGCCGAGGAGCGGAGCGGUCACUGCGCCGUGGUGGACGGCAACUUUCUCUACGUGUGGGGGGGAUACGUGUCGAUUGAAGAAAAUGAAGUGUAUUUGCCUAAUGAUGAGCUCUGGAUCUAUGAAAUGGAUAGCGGGUUGUGGACGAUGCACCUAAUGGAAGGAGAGUUACCUACCUCCAUGUCAGGAAGCUGCGGAGCAAGCAUUAAUGGGAAGCUGUACAUUUUUGGUGGAUUUGAUGAUAAAGGAUACAGUAAUCGGCUGUAUUAUGUUAAUUUGCGAACAAAAAAUGGAACCUAUAGGUGGAAAAAAAUCACCAAUUUUAAAGGUCAACCUCCUACACCACGUGACAAGCUUUCCUGCUGGGUGUACAAGGACAGGCUAAUAUAUUUUGGGGGCUAUGGCUGUAGGAAGCAUAACGAGCUGAGUGAUUGCUUUGAUGUCCAUGAUGCAUUUUGGGAAGGACAGAUUUUCUGGGGAUGGCAUAAUGAUGUUCAUGUUUUUGAUACAAACACACAAACUUGGUCUCAACCCACAAUUAGAGGUGGAGAUCCACCUCAGCCUCGAGCAGCCCAUACAUGUGCUGUACUGGGAAAUAAAGGAUACAUCUUCGGAGGACGAGUGCUGCAAACGAGAAUGAAUGAUUUGCACUGCCUGAAUUUAGACACUUGGACCUGGUCUGGAAGAAUUAGUAUCAGUGGAGAGAAACCAAAGGAUCGAUCAUGGCACACCCUUACUCCGAUAGGAGAUGACAGACUCUUUCUUUUUGGUGGACUGAGUUCUGAUAAUGUUCCUUUAAGUGAUGGCUGGAUUCAUAGCAUUACAACAAACGGAUGGAAACAACUUACUCACCUGCCUAAGAGCAGGCCUAGACUGUGGCAUACAGCCUGCCUUGGAAAAGAAGGAGAAGUGAUGGUGUUUGGUGGAAGCAAAGACGACUUGCACUUCAUGGACACAGGCCACUGCAGUGACUUGCUGAUAUUUCAGACACAGCCCUACUCGCUUCUCAGGUUGUGCCUUGACUGCAUCGGUAAAAACGCGGCCCUAUUGCAAGAUCACAUCCCUUGCUUGCCAUCCAAACUCCUGCAGCAGGUGCUGAAGAAGAUCACCUUCUGGGCUGCAGUGAGCCACCGGCAGGAGAGGAAGGCGGAAACGGAGCGGCAGUGCCAGCUGAGCACCACCUGAACAGCACCCACAGAACCGCUCAGCGCUCCGGGUUCUGCACCGCGUCCGGCAAAGCCUUUUGUUAGGGAACUUUACUAAUGCUACAGAACAGCAGUACGUUCAGCUGAGUUUCUAAGUGAAGUUUGACAACGUGGAAAUCCUUCUCACGGAAAACGUUUGUUUUCCGCGCCAUAGGAAACGGAGAAAAAUUUAAUUUGUAUGUAUUGUUAACUUCUACUGUUGUGGUCUUAAUGAGGCAGCCCGUACAACUUGUUCUUUUUGAAGGUGACAUGCCAUCAAAUGUUUUCAGUUGACCAAAACGUGGCUUAAGUCAAAAAUCUUCCCGCACACGAGCCUUAGCGCGCCGGCCUGUCUGAAAAGCGAGCGGGACGCUGCCCUGGGGAGAGCCACGCGUGGCAAACACCACCGACCCCAGCACCCUGCCACAUGGCAGCCGGCCCCAGGGCAGAGCCCAGCGCUGCACCCAGGGUGGGAGUGGAUGAGCUGCAGCGGAGCCUGGACGGACACACACCCAGCAGGGCGCGGUGCGGCACACGGCUUUACGCUGCUGCUGCUGUCAGCAUCGAGUCCUUUCGGAGAUAGGUUGUCCGAUGUACUUGGAACGUGUCGAGUUUCUAUUUAAUUGUUGUUUAAAAAAAAAAAAAACCGUUUAUUUAUUGUUCAGAGAAGAGCGUCUGUAGUACUCGCUAUUUUUCUGUUUCGGAUACUUAGUUAACAGGAGCACAUUAAAAUUUUAUAGAGUUGAA